Messenger RNA from Dama dama (fallow deer), 2704 nucleotides. It is a transcript of the gene CRISPLD1, whose product is annotated as cysteine rich secretory protein LCCL domain containing 1. Lineage: Eukaryota; Metazoa; Chordata; Mammalia; Artiodactyla; Cervidae. The coding region runs from base 149 to 1651 and encodes 500 amino acids. Gene Ontology annotation, cellular component: extracellular region. The transcript is spliced from 15 exons. The record is from RefSeq and is a predicted model, not a curated record.
GGCCGUCUGUGUGCUGGCUGCAGGCGGCUGGGGAGGCCGGCCGUCUGGUUCGGCUGAUCCAUCUUAGGGAACUUCACACUGGAGAGCCAAAAGGAGUGGAAGAGCCGGUGUUGGAGAUUUUCCCGGGGAAAUCCUGAGAGCAUUCAUUAUGAAGUGUACCGUGCGGGAGUGGUUCAGGGUAACCACAGUGCUCCUCAUGGCCCGAGCGAUUCCAGCCAUGGUGGUUCCUAAUGCCACUUUAUUGGAAAAACUUUUGGAAAAGUACAUGGAUGAGGAUGGUGUGUGGUGGAUAGCCAAGCAAAGAGGGAAAAGGGCCAUCACAGACAAUGACAUGCAGAGUAUCUUGGACCUUCAUAACAAGUUGCGAAGUCAGGUGUAUCCUACAGCUUCUAAUAUGGAGUAUAUGACAUGGGAUGUAGAACUGGAGAGGUCUGCAGAAUCCUGGGCUGAGACUUGUUUGUGGGAACAUGGACCUGCAAGCUUGCUUCCGUCAAUUGGACAGAAUUUGGGAGCCCAUUGGGGAAGAUACAGGCCCCCGACAUUUCAUGUGCAAGCAUGGUAUGAUGAAGUAAGAGACUUUAGCUACCCAUAUGAACAUGAAUGUAACCCGUAUUGUCCAUUCAGAUGUUCUGGUCCUGUAUGUACUCAUUAUACACAGGUGGUGUGGGCCACAAGCAGCAGAAUAGGCUGUGCCAUUAAUUUGUGCCAUAACAUGAACAUCUGGGGGCAAAUAUGGCCCAAAGCUGUUUAUCUGGUGUGCAAUUAUUCCCCAAAGGGAAACUGGUGGGGCCAUGCCCCCUACAAACAUGGCCGGCCCUGUUCUGCUUGCCCACCAAGUUUUGGAGGAGGCUGUAGAGAAAAUCUGUGCUAUAAAGAAGGAUCAGAUAGUUAUUAUCCUCCUCAAGAAGAAGAAACAAAUGAAAUUGAACGGCAGCAGUCACAAGUCCAUGACACCCACAUCCGGACAGUAGCAGAUGAUAGUAACAGAAACGAAGUCAUAAGCACACAGCAAAUGUCUCAAAUUGUUUCUUGUGAAGUAAGAUUAAGAGAUCAGUGCAAAGGAACAACCUGCAAUAGAUAUGAAUGCCCGGCUGGCUGUUUGGAUAGUAAAGCUAAAGUUAUUGGCAGUGUACAUUAUGAAAUGCAAUCCAGUAUCUGUAGGGCUGCAAUUCAUUAUGGGAUAAUAGACAAUGAUGGUGGUUGGGUGGAUAUCACUAGACAAGGAAGGAAACAUUAUUUCAUCAAAUCCAAUAGAAAUGGUGUUCAAACAAUUGGCAAAUAUCAGUCUGCCAAUUCCUUCACAGUCUCUAAAGUAACAGUUCAGGCUGUCACUUGUGAAACAACUGUGGAACAGCUCUGUCCUUUCCAUAAGCCUGCUUCACAUUGCCCGAGAGUAUACUGUCCUGGUAACUGUAUGCAGGCAAAUCCACAUUAUGCUCGUGUAAUUGGAACUCGAAUUUAUUCUGAUCUGUCCAGUAUCUGCAGAGCCGCCGUACAUGCUGGCGUGGUUCAGAACCAUGGGGGUUAUGUUGAUGUGAUGCCUGUGGACAAGAGAAAGACUUACACUGCUUCAUUUCAGAAUGGAAUCUUCUCAGAAAGCUUACAGAAUCCUCCAGGAGGAAAGGCAUUCAGAGUAUUUGCUGUUGUGUGAAAUGGAACAGUUGGAAGAGGAUUGUAAAGACUAUUCCAAAUACCACAUUUAUGAAGUUUGUAUAAAACUGUAACAUUACUGUACAGAAGAUAUCAACUAUUUUCAGUCCCCCAAAAGGGCCACAUGCAUAUAAAUCUUGAUAGACUACAUCUGUAAAAUAAAACAUGGGACAUUAUUAGCUUGGGGAAAAAUAAUGAAUAUGUAAUGGUUUUAGAAAUCCUGUGUUAAAUAUUGCUAUAUUUUCUUAGCAGUUAUUUCUACAGUAUUACAUAGUCAUAAUUAUUCUACAUUUCAUAUAUUAUGUUAUAUGGUGCUUUGUAUAUGCCACUAGUAAGAUGAAACUAAACAUUGAAUGUGAAUGGUCCUCAGAAGAUCACCUGGUGCAUUUAAAAACAAUAAUAAAAAUAGUAACUGUAAGGAUGAAAAAGAUUUUAUUUUCCCAGGUCCAGUGCUAUGAUUACCUACUUCAUAUAAUAUCAAAUAAUUUUCAAUGAAAUACCUGUAUAGUUUUUCUCUUCUAUUAAGUUUAGGUAUAUAGAAUAUUAAAUCCUGAUAUUGCACUUAUUUUGUAUAAAAUAAUUUCUUAAUAUCCAAGUGAAUCUGUUAAAAUGUUUGAUUCCUCUGGGAAUGACCUUAAUAAUAAAUGGAAUUAUGUCAGAGUAGUGGUACGAAAUCAUUUCUAGUGAUCCUAUAAUAGAUUAGGAUUAAGCAUGGGCAACCAGAGCCUUCUAUGUAUUGUUCAAACUGAGGUCACACAUUUAUAGUGUUAUCCUGGCAAAUACUCCUGCAGGCCAGGAAGUAUAAUAGCAAAAAAUUUAACAAAGAUGAACUAAUGUAUUGUAUCACCAUUGCCACUGAUUUUCUUACUGGCAAAUGGCCUUGUGUAUAAAUGUUGCCAUAUUAUUGUAUCUGUAAUGGUGAUAUAUUUGUAUGGAAAAUGUAUUGUGCUUUAAGACUAAAAAACUGUAAAAUGUUAAUUUUGGUAAUUUUUUUUCUGCUGGUGAAUUUACUCUUUCCCUGUAAACAUAUUAAAAUUAAUCAUGUCUCAAAGUA